AUGAUGUGGUUGAUGCUGGAUAUCUUUCUUUGUGUUUUGGUUCCUGUUACUUUAGAUGCUGAAUUUAAGAGGCGUGAGGAUCUGUUUUUAAAAAAUCUCGGAUUAUCCUCCAAGCCUGAUCCUGUUUCUCCACCCUCUGUGCCUCCUAUACUGUGGAAGAUCUUCAAAGAGAGGAUGGGGAAUCCAAGUCAGAAAAAGAAGCAUAAUCUCUGUUAUGUGGAUGAGUUUAAAAUUCCUGGAAAUAUUAUCAGAGUGCUCCCUGACCAUGGCAAAUUCAUCUUGCCCCAGACCUCUACAAAGCAACCAACCCUCUGCCUGGAGAAAAGACUUUUCUUCAACAUGUCUGUAAUGGGAAAUGCAGAGAAGGUGACGAUGGGAAGGCUAGAGGUCCGGUUUAGCCACAAUACUUAUCAUGGUAAUGUGUUUGACCUACGUCUAUAUCGUAUCCUACAGAUGUCCCUGAAAGGCAUGGGCAGCCAUAAGCUAAACAGAAAACUGUUAAUGGCUCAAUCAUUUCGUCUUCUUCACAAAUCCCUUUAUUUUAACCUGACUGAGAUUUGCCAGAUUUGGAUGGACCCUUUACACAACGUGGGUCUUGUUUUAGAGAUUUAUACACGCAAUGACGCCUCCAGGACAACCAAUGCUUUGGAGAGCUGCAGGGACAUUCAGACCUUCCUCUAUACCUCCCUUCUUGUUGUCUCGCUUGACUCACAGCAAUGCAGAAGUCCAAGAAAAAAGAGAAGUUACGUGAAACUUCCAUUUACAGCCAGUAACAUCUGUCGAAAGAGACGUCUCUAUGUUGAAUUCAGAGAUGUAGGUUGGCAAAAAUGGGUUAUUGCUCCCCGGGGUUACUUGGCAAACUAUUGCUUUGGGGAGUGCCCUUUCCCUCUUACAGAGCUACUUAAUGGUACCAAUCAUGCAAUCCUACAGACCCUCAUACAUUCCAUAGACUCAGAGGACAUUCCAUUGCCAUGCUGUGUCCCUAUCAAGAUGUCUCCUAUCUCCAUGUUGUUUUAUGAUAAUUGUGAUAAUGUGGUGCUUAGACACUAUGAAAACAUGGCAGUGGAUGAGUGUGGCUGCAGGUGA
Molecule: messenger RNA, 1086 nt
Organism: Bombina bombina (fire-bellied toad)
Lineage: Eukaryota; Metazoa; Chordata; Amphibia; Anura; Bombinatoridae
Product: protein DVR-1-like
Exons: 2
Coding region: 1-1086 (361 amino acids)
Biological process (GO): BMP signaling pathway; SMAD protein signal transduction
Cellular component (GO): extracellular region
Molecular function (GO): cytokine activity; growth factor activity
Source: RefSeq, a predicted model, not a curated record